UUCAAAACAAAGCCAACAAACACCCAUUUAAACACAUUAUAUUUAAUUAUCUCACUCCUCUCAUAUUAAAGUAAUCACCCAACUUUUAUCUCUCUCUGUUUUAUUCUUCUUCUUGUGAAUGUGUUGUAGAGAAGAAGAAUGGCUUCAAGUGCUUCAAAGUUCAUCAAAUGUGUAACUGUUGGUGAUGGUGCCGUUGGUAAAACCUGUAUGCUCAUCUGCUAUACCAGCAACAAGUUCCCUACUGACUAUGUACCAACGGUUUUUGACAACUUUAGUGCAAACGUUGUAGUUGAAGGAACUACUGUGAACUUAGGGCUAUGGGAUACUGCUGGACAAGAAGACUAUAACAGAUUAAGGCCUUUAAGCUACAGAGGAGCAGAUGUCUUCGUCUUGUCUUUCUCAUUGGUUAGCCGAGCUAGCUACGAGAAUGUUUUUAAAAAGUGGAUCCCUGAACUCCAACACUUUGCUCCAGGAGUUCCAUUAGUUCUUGUCGGUACCAAAUUAGAUCUCCGUGAGGAUAAGCAUUAUCUGGCUGACCAUCCUGGACUAUCCCCUGUAACUACUGCACAGGGAGAGGAGUUGCGUAAGCUCAUUGGUGCAACAUAUUACAUUGAAUGUAGCUCAAAAACUCAACAGAAUGUCAAAGCAGUUUUUGAUUCGGCAAUCAAGGAAGUGAUCAAACCGGUGCUUAAACAGAAGGGCAAGACCAAGAAAAAGAAGAAGCAACAGUCGAAUCACCACGGGUGUUUAUCAAACGUUUUGUGUGGGAGGAUAGUGACCCGGCAUUGAUGAUAAGUUGAUAACCCAAACUCUGUCUGAUGUUUUUGUAUUCCACUUUUGAGUUUGUAUGAUAAAUGAGAGACAUUAUAUAUAUAUAUAUAGAUUGAAUCAUAGUCAAUCAAUAGUUUACAUGGAAGAGAGAGAUAGAGAGCUUUUACUAUUAUUGUCAAACUCAAUUAUGUUUUAUUUGUUUCAACCCUGUCACUGCAAUAUAUAUCAUCAGCCAUUUUGUUGCAA
Molecule: messenger RNA, 1017 nt
Organism: Brassica napus (rape)
Lineage: Eukaryota; Viridiplantae; Streptophyta; Magnoliopsida; Brassicales; Brassicaceae
Product: rac-like GTP-binding protein ARAC10
Exons: 8
Coding region: 139-789 (216 amino acids)
Biological process (GO): actin filament organization; cortical cytoskeleton organization; small GTPase-mediated signal transduction
Cellular component (GO): cytoplasmic vesicle; cell projection; plasma membrane
Molecular function (GO): GTP binding; GTPase activity; protein kinase binding
Source: RefSeq, a predicted model, not a curated record